Molecule: messenger RNA, 2732 nt
Organism: Penaeus monodon (black tiger shrimp)
Lineage: Eukaryota; Metazoa; Arthropoda; Malacostraca; Decapoda; Penaeidae
Product: rac GTPase-activating protein 1-like
Exons: 14
Coding region: 144-2030 (628 amino acids)
Biological process (GO): signal transduction
Source: RefSeq, a predicted model, not a curated record
CCCAACACUCGGAACGUUGAGGAGUCUAUUGCGGGUGCGGGAAUCGUCCAGGAGUUUGAAAAGUGAGGAAGGAGGUUGGAGGCGGUGAUGACUUUUCUCCGUUUCUAGCGACCAAGAGCUGAAAUCAGAGUAACAGGACCAACAUGGAGUCCCUUUCAGCACAGUUUGAUGACCUGAUGCGCCAGAUGCAGGUUCUGGCAGAUCCAGCAGAGUACAAAUUCCUCGAAUUUUUAGACCAUGAAGAGAAAAAUCGGGUUCAGUUAAGAGAACUUGAAGCAGAAGUGAGUCGUCUUAAUGAGCAAGCAGCAAGAUACCAAAAGGAAAUUAAAAGCCUGGAGAUGAAAUUAAAAAAUGCAAAGCACAUGCUAGAUGUAGAAAAGGCCAAGAGAAUCACAACAGAAAAAGAGAAAAAUGAUUUGGCAGGACAGAUUGGUCUGGUCAUGGAGUUGUUGGGAAGAGGUCAGGUCAAUGAAACAAGAGAAAGACUGCAACAGUUACAGCACUCGUUUACCUUUAGUGGAACAGCAACAAAUCAGCGGCGAAGUACAAGAGACUUGUCACCAGGACCUCUUUCUACUAUCACAGAAGACAAUGACACAAUGGGUUCCAUCCUCAGUGUAUCAGACAUUGAUAUUACUGAGGAUGAUUUAGAAGAAUCACGUCUCCGAUCAGGACGAUCAUUCAAACGCAGAUCUUCACCAGAACGGCAGGAUUCUUCUAAGGGAAAAAGGCGCUCAGGCAGGAGAAGUGAGGACAUGCAGACCCAUGAGGUGAAGACUCAAGUCACAUACUAUACACAAGGUGAUGAAAUUAAGAAAAUCCAUACAGAGACGAAAGUCAAGCCAUCAGCACCUCCACUUUCCACAGAUGAAGAGACUGAGGUUAGUCACCUUAAGAAACCUACCCAUGGCCAUACUCUCAAUACACCCUCAACUCCACAUAUUCCUCAGACUGCAUACUCACCACACUUUCCAAACCCAAUAACACCUCAGAAACAGGGCACAGGUCAGAUGUACUACACUCCUACACACAAUCUUGUCACACCAGUAUUGCGCACCCAUUCCUCAGUUACAAAGAUAAACCAAAGACCUCAUGCCUUCUACACCAAGACUAUAUACAAGACUGAACAUUGUCAGCCAUGUGGCAAAAGAAUUAAGUUUGGUAAGAUUGCCCUUAAGUGUCGAGACUGUCGCGCUACCUGUCAUCCUGAGUGUCGUGAAUCUGUGCCGCUUCCUUGUGUUCCUACAGCUAACACUCCAACUACAAAGGGGCAAUUGGGAACCAUUGCUGACUACACAUCUCGUAUGCCCCCAAUGGUUCCAGCCUUGGUGGUCCAUUGCACCAAUGAGGUAGAAAACCGUGGUUUGAGUGAAGUUGGAAUUUAUCGAGUACCAGGAGCAGAAAAGGAUGUGAAGGAACUAAAGGAUCAGUUUCUGCGAGGUAAAGGCAUGCCUAACCUGUCCCAGCUUGAUAUCCAUGUUGUUUGUGGUGCACUUAAGGACUUCAUGCGGUCACUCAAGGAACCACUUGUCACCCACCUCCUCUGGCGAGACUUUACAAGUGCUGCAGAAAAGUCGGAGGCCCAAGAUUACCUUGCGGCUCUCUACCAGGCAAUCUCAGAAUUACCACAGCCCAACAGGGAUACUUUGGCUUGGAUCAUGACUCAUCUUCAAAGAGUAGCUGAAUGUCCUGAAUGCAAAAUGCCGGCUAGCAACCUAGCCAAGGUGUUUGGGCCAACACUUGUAGGAUACUCAGUACCAGAACCUGAUCCAGCCACUAUGCUGACUGAAACUCGACAACAGCAAAUGGUCAUGGAAAAGCUGCUUGAAAUCUCCACAGACUACUGGAACACUUUCAUUAACGUUACUGAUGAGAAUGUGCACCAGGGAGUUCAGCAGGUUCCUACUCUAGAAGGUGGCACUCUCCUUGGAGGUUUCCCAUCCUCCAACACGCGUCGACGCUCUAUACUUACUCGCACUCCACUAACCCCCAGGGAAACUCCAAAGAACCGCUAUGUCUUCCGGAAGUGAGGUUGCUGAAAUCUUUUUUUGUUUGAUACAAAUCAAGAUGGACAUAAUAUUAUUUUAUAAAAUGUAUUACUAGGGCAAUAUGUGCCAAAAGAAAUUGUAUACUUUAACCAUGCUUCUAGUUUAGUUAGCCUUUUGUGUAUAUAUGUUUCAUUUAUUUCAUAUUUGUAUACGUGUUUGUGCGUGUGCGUGCGAGUUUACAUUGUUUUGUGUGAGCAUGUACUUAUGUAACUGUACAGAACGAAAGAUGAUUAGAUGCUGAUAUAGUAGUGUGAAGUGGAGAUAUUGAAAUUGUGGUACCAGGACAUCAGCCAUUCCUUUGAAUCAGAAUUGAGCCUAUUAAGAUGAUUAUGUUAUACAAGUUUAUACCACUGUAGGAGAAGUUUAUCAACUGAUAUUCUAGUUUUAAGGUUCUUCUAAUUAAGUAUUUUUGUAAUAACUUUACAUUUUGAAAUAUUGUCACAGUUGUACAGAUUUUGAUAAUAACCUGACUUAACCUUGUUACAUCUGGUAUGAAUGCAAUAUCUAGUUUUUAGUUAUUGCUGUGUUAGUCAUGAAACAAAAUACAUUAAAUAUAUACUACAUUAAUGCAUGUAAAUAAUGGGUCAGGUCAUAACCAGACAAAUUCUCUUAAACAGAAAUGCUUUACUGUGAAGUUGAUUAGAAUCAUUUGUGUUAUUUUAUUUUAUUUAUUUAUUAUUAUUA